Messenger RNA from Colletotrichum paranaense, 711 nucleotides. RefSeq names its product PRELI-like family protein. The transcript has a single exon. Gene Ontology annotation, cellular component: mitochondrial intermembrane space. NCBI's taxonomy places the organism in Eukaryota, Fungi, Ascomycota, Sordariomycetes, Glomerellales, Glomerellaceae. Bases 1 to 711 code for a protein of 236 amino acids. Gene Ontology annotation, biological process: phospholipid transport. Gene Ontology annotation, molecular function: phosphatidic acid transfer activity. The record is from RefSeq and is a predicted model, not a curated record.
AUGGUCCUCUCUCACACUACGAACCACACCUACUCCCACCCCUUCCCGACCGUGACACUCGCCUACUUCCUCCGCUACUCUUCGCCCAAACUCAACCCGUUCUCCACCCAUGUCCUCAGCACCGACACCAUCGAUAGUCGCCUCGACCCGGUGACGGGCCGGCUGCACACCACCCGCAUCCACCUCAAGAAGUCUCGCAUGCCUGCGCCCGUCUUCAAGCUUCUCCCUACAUCCAUCACCGGCGGCGGCUCCAGCGAGAAAGUGAGCUAUGUUCUCGAGAACUCAGUCAUUGACAUGCGCGAGGGUUGGAUGCGUACCGAGAGCAAGAAUCUCAGCUUCAUGAAUGUGCUCUCCGUUGUGGAGAAGCAGGACUUCCGCCUUCCCACCGAUGCAGCUGACGCGAACACCGACGUCACAACCACAUAUGUCUACAAGUCGCGUCUCGGCGAAAGGCUUCGCGGCGGCAAGAAGGACCAGAUGCAAUCUGCCGUCGAGCAGCCGGAGCAAAAGGAGGGUCGCUGGAUGCCGGGCUGGAUGAGCGGACUCGGCGCGCGCGGCGUUCAACGCAGUAUUGAGAGCAUCGCUUCGAGCAAGACACAGGAUCAGAUGGGCAAGAGCCGUGAGGGCAUGCGCGUCGUCCUGGAGAGACUUAGGAAGAAUGGCGUCGUGGGCGUGCUGGAGAUGAUGAGACGGGAACGCCAGUUGGCCUGA